CUUCCCCAAAUCACACAGCUCGGUUGCAAGCACAAGGGGCAGCACGACCAUUCCUUCCUUCCUUCCAUCCACCAGCCUACUCUCUCGAUCCCUCCAUUUCAAACCAAAACCUCCAAUCAGCAUCACCCCACCCCACCCCACCCCGGAUCAAAUCCGCCACCGAGAAAUCCCGGAAUAAACUCGGCGAGAAGAGUCAGCGCAAAAACCCUAGCCAGCUGCCCAGCUCCCCAUGGCGGCCAACUCCAACCCCUCCCCGUCGGCCGGCGGCGACGUGCCGACCCCGGCGCUGCCGCCGGUGCGCCUCGCGGCGGGGCAGGCGGCGACGAUCCAGCCCUCCUCGCCGCGCUACUUCUUCUCCUCGCUGGCCGGCAAGGACGCCUCCUCCCACCACCGCCGCAUCGCCAUCGCCGUCGACCUCUCCGACGAGUCCGCCUUCGCCGUGCGCUGGGCCGUGCAGAACUACCUGCGCCCCGGCGACGCCGUCGUGCUCCUCCACGUGCGCCCCACCUCCGUCCUCUACGGCGCCGACUGGGGCUCCAUCCCCGUCUCCGUCGCCGACGACGACGCGGAGGACGCCGCCGCCGCCGAGGGCUCCGACUCCGCAUCCGCCUCCGCGGAGGAGCUGCAGAAGAAGCGGGAGGAGGACUUCGACGCCUUCACGUCCACCAAGUCGCAGGACCUGGCGCAGCCGCUGGUCGCCGCGCAGAUCCCCUUUAAGAUCCACGUCGUCAAGGACCACGACAUGAAGGAGCGCCUCUGCCUCGAGGCCGAGCGCCUUGGCCUGUCCGCCAUGAUCAUGGGAAGCCGCGGAUUUGGGGCCUCGCGCAAGGGCGGGAAGGGGAGGCUCGGGAGUGUUAGUGAUUACUGUGUGCAUCACUGCGUCUGCCCGGUUGUGGUUGUUCGCUACCCAGAUGACGCUGCAGGUAUCCCCGGGGAAGCAGCAGCAGCAGCAACAGACGAGCUGCACACUGUGCCGGAGGAUGAGCCCGUGUAUCAUGAUGCGCCUGAUGCACACAAAGAAAACUGAGGCAAUGGCAUCCAACUGGAGCGCAAGGGAACCAUGAGGCUUGUGUACCCAGGCGAUCCCUACGUAUCUGAGCGAAGCAACUCUAUCCAGCAUCCAUCCACCGCACAAGCACGCUCGUAUCAUGAACUGUCUUUGUCGGCAGGCUUUAGCGCCGGGCUCUCAGGUGCCGGGGGUCUUUGUUGGUUUGCGUCGUGUGAUGUUUUAUGUUGUCGACUGCAUAUGCGCUGUGUGCGUGAGCUGUAUUUUUAUGAACCCCUCUUGUUUUGUAAGGCCAGGCUUUCCCAUGUAUGUGUACCUGUUGUAUUCUUCCCUAGUUUUCUGCAUUGGAUACUUGGGUAAUGAACGCUGUCUAGUUUUCUGUAUGUACAUGUUUGUGUCCAAUAAAUGCAGUGUUGGCAUGUUUCUUUCUGA
Messenger RNA from Hordeum vulgare subsp. vulgare (domesticated barley), 1438 nucleotides. Its product is annotated as universal stress protein PHOS32-like. NCBI's taxonomy places the organism in Eukaryota, Viridiplantae, Streptophyta, Magnoliopsida, Poales, Poaceae. The record is from RefSeq and is a predicted model, not a curated record. The transcript is spliced from 2 exons. Bases 230 to 1027 code for a protein of 265 amino acids.